Messenger RNA from Cladophialophora immunda, 2429 nucleotides. RefSeq lists its product as uncharacterized. Gene Ontology annotation, cellular component: mitochondrion; cytoplasm. Lineage: Eukaryota; Fungi; Ascomycota; Eurotiomycetes; Chaetothyriales; Herpotrichiellaceae. The record is from RefSeq and is a predicted model, not a curated record. Gene Ontology annotation, molecular function: ATP hydrolysis activity; ATP binding. The transcript has 2 exons. Bases 109 to 1866 code for a protein of 585 amino acids. Gene Ontology annotation, biological process: protein quality control for misfolded or incompletely synthesized proteins.
AUCUUUUGUUAUUAUUAUUGUUACUCCUCCCCGUCGCCAUGACUCGGCUGGUGUCUUUGCGCCAAGUGAGGUCUGUCCAGUGAUUCAGUCUCUUCUCCAUUGGGCAAAAUGAAGGCGCCUGUGCGGCUCUUUCGCACCACCUUUCAGACCUACGUAAGAGCUUUGCUCUCCGAUACCGCAGCCCGGCCGCUGAGGCGGCGGUCGAUCUGCACCGACUGUCUGAACACUCUGCGACAGCAAAGAAGAGCGUUGAGAACCUCGUCCCGCCAGAUCCACGUCGCCAGCAAUGCAAGAACUUCCAGGAGUCUUCGCGAGACCGUCCGAGCGGCGAGAUCGGCCCAGCGGCAACAGAGGCGCGAGCUCGCCACCGUGGCCGACGUACCUGCUCGCGGGCCUUUGGAGGAGUACGAUGAGAGAGUGCAAACGAGGCGGCUGAGGGAGGAUGAACAUCAGAGAACCUUGGUGGAACACCUGCAAGAUCUCCACGAGACUCUGAAAGAGUACAACCCUCCCAAGAUCAUCCACCCGGACGUCAAUGAUCUUCAGCCACCCAAGAAAUCCCUGUUUGGCUCUUUGUUCGGCAGCGGGAACAAGAAGAAGGCCAUUGGCGAAAUACCCGAGAAUCUGCCCAAAGGACUGUACAUGUACGGCGACGUUGGCUCCGGGAAAACCAUGCUGAUGGACCUCUUCUUCGACACGCUACCUCCGAACAUCACAUCCAAGACUCGCAUCCAUUUCCACAACUUUAUGCAAGACGUCCAUAAGCGACUACACAAGGUCCGCAUGCAAUAUGGCAACGAUUUUGACGCCGUGCCUUUUAUCGCCGCAGAUAUCGCCGAAACUGGCCAAGUCCUCUGCUUUGAUGAGUUCCAGGUGGUUGACGUGGCCGAUGCGAUGAUCCUCCGUCGUCUGAUCGAGGCACUCAUGUCGCAUGGCGUCGUCCUGGUCACGACCUCGAAUCGGCAUCCCGACGAUCUCUACAAGAACGGAAUCCAGCGCCAGUCCUUCAUCCCCUGCAUAAAUCUCCUGAAGAAACAACUCAAAGUCAUCAAUCUUGAUUCACAGACCGACUAUCGCAAGCUCCCACGGCCACCUUCAGGAGUAUACCACCAUCCGCUCGACCGAGCGGCCGUCUCUCACGCCAACAAAUGGUUCCGGUUCCUGGGCGAUCCAGAAAACGAUCCGCCUCAUCCCACGACCAUCACCGUUUGGGGCCGCGAAGUACCAAUCCCGCUCGCCUCGGGUCGUUGCGCCAAGUUCACUUUCCACGAUCUGAUCGGUCGCGCGACCGGUGCGGCGGACUACAUUGAGAUGAUGCGUAGUUUUGAUGCGUUCAUCGUCACCGACGUGCCGGGAAUGACCCAUCGAGAACGCGACUGGGCCAGGCGGUUUAUCACUUUCAUCGACGCGGUGUACGAGUCGCACGCGAAGCUGGUCCUCACGACCGCGGUGCCCCUCUCUCAGCUUUUCGUGUCCAAGACCGAGCUCGACGAGUCGUUGAACAAAGUCGCGCACAAGGUCCAGACGGAAAAAUCCGGCGCCUCCAAAGAAGAGCAUGCGGUUGUGGAGGAAGUCAAAAAGGCCUCGGAGGGCCGAGGGGGACGCGAGGAGGAAGGCGCGGACGUCGACGACGUGAUGCGCAACCUCAUGGACGACCUGGGGAUGAACAUGAGCAUGUUGAAGCAGAGCUCCCUCUUCAGCGGCGACGAAGAACGGUUCGCCUUUGCACGGGCGCUCAGUCGCUUGAGCGAAAUGGGGAGUCAAGAGUGGGUGGAACGCGGGCUGGGUCUGGAGAAGAGGGGAGGUUUGGAGGAGAAGGAGGGAUGGCAAAGAGUGCGAAGCAGAUGGAGGGAGGACAGCCUCUGAUUGUUUUCAAGCCAGGGCUAUUCUUAUAUUAUAGACAGCACGCGAGAGAAGCGAUACGAGCUUGCAGGGCGCCUGGGUUGAAAGUGUUUGGUACAUACACCACGGUACAGAUUUGGUUGAAGACGAGUAAGUUCAAAUCGAUGACUUUUCCAAGACAUCACGAAUUAGGUAAGCCAGCCUAGAUCCGGUAUUAUAGCAAGUCGAGUUGGGUAUUGGGUGGAGACAAGUGUUGCUCACAUAGGGAGUCUUUUCAGGCGUUUUCGUUGUGGUGGGCGUCACUACCUUUGGUUCGCCGGGGUGAAAUGUGACAGCUCAUUCACCUGCAGGAGGUUUGUUCGUCACGCAUCGAACAUUGCGCCUUGCUCUGCCGAAUAUUGGGCAUCCCUUCUCAGACGUCCAUGAAAACACCUUGGUGCACGGACGCCAAUCAUCCCAUGGCCUUCGGGGGAAUCUUCUAGGCCUUGCGAUAUAAAGUGCUCGUAACGGUCGUCAUGCCAUCUCCCACGACCAAGGCAGCUCGCGAAUGGAUUGUGAUAGUGGUUGGGGCUGCCACUGGAGCGGCG